Messenger RNA from Pyrus x bretschneideri (Chinese white pear), 2813 nucleotides. RefSeq names its product putative pumilio homolog 7, chloroplastic. Gene Ontology annotation, biological process: post-transcriptional regulation of gene expression. Gene Ontology annotation, molecular function: mRNA binding. The transcript has 5 exons. Lineage: Eukaryota; Viridiplantae; Streptophyta; Magnoliopsida; Rosales; Rosaceae. The coding region runs from base 357 to 2516 and encodes 719 amino acids. The record is from RefSeq and is a predicted model, not a curated record. Gene Ontology annotation, cellular component: cytoplasm.
UUCAUUUUAAUGGCGUGAGUGUGUGAGGCGGUCGCAGACUGUACUAUCACAUACACUCACAGAACAACCCAAAAUUCAAAACCCUCUCUUUCUCUCUCUCUAGAAACCCCCAUUGCCGAAAAUCAAAUCCCCAAAACGACAUUGACAUACACGCAUUGAUCGUCUUUCUCGCACUGCAGCAAACACUCUCACUGAUCGUUUUGCGUGCUUCCGAAUCGUUUUCCGACGUGGGUUUUCGGAUUCUGAAUCUGGGUUGUCUUUGUUUUUCCUGAGAAAGUAUAUUUUUAUAUAUUUCUUGUUCUCUCACGUGUAUUGUAUAUUAUAUUAUAUAAAACUAUUUUUAUGUUGUAUGUUGUAUGAUGUUCAAACUAUCUGAGGAAGACAAGAAGGUUUUACAGAGGGAAGAAGGAGGAGAGCUGGAAAAGCUCUGGAAUGAGAAUCCCACCAGGAAUCAGCAUUAUUCCAGUCUUUUCCACCACCUUCAUCCCCCGCAUCACCGCCACCUUCUCGGCGGCUCUCCGGUGAGCAGAGCCUCUCUCCCGUCGGAGUUCUUUCCGUCGAGCUCUGUCUCAAGUGGGUUAUAUUCCUCCGAGGACGGUUCUCCGUCUCCGUAUUCAACCCCAUUUGAAGAGGCAAAGUAUCAAACACCUUACGUGAAUGGGUUGUGGCUGGACUCCAAGCCGCCGCCGGAUGAUCUGGGUUUGCCUGAGAGUUUCUAUAGGAUGCAUAUUGGGGAGGAACAGGUGGGUGGGACUAAAAGGAUGGGAUUUGAGAGAGGCCCGGAUGGGAUUGGACUCGGUGGUGGGUUUUUUGGGGGGAUUAGUCCUUGGAAUGCUGAAAACUAUGGCCUAUUUGAGAGUUCUAAGAACAAUGUUUCGGGUUUUGAUGGUUUUCAAUCUGCGGGAUUCGGCUGUGGAGGGAGAUGUGAUGGGAGCAUGGAGUCAGCAUUGCUUGGAUUGCAACCGAAAUGCGCUGUUGGCGAUUCAAUGGGGUCCUUUUGUAAUCGUAUGUACCCGAAUGCAUUGUAUGGGCCUAGUGGUGUUAAAAGAAUGGAACAGGGAUAUGCCUGGUAUCAGAGGAACCCAUCUAGUGCUAUGUCUCACCCUGAUGAGGAUUAUUUUAGCUUACUACAUGCAACGGGUUCUAAUGGCGGAAAGAGUCUUAAGCAUCCGAUGAGUUCCCCUCAGUUUCCCUCGGUUGAACAGUUGAAUGUGGACAAUCUUUCGCAUAACCAUUCAAUGAUAAAUCAAUGGACUAGAGUGAAUCCAACUAAUGGGGUUCCCGAAUCUUUCAAGUCCAUGAAUUGUGCAGGGGAACUUGAGGGUUACGGUUGCAAGGAUAGUUUGAUCAUGCAAGGAAAACAGUUGAAUCAUGCCAUCAAUAAAGGUAGCAAGUCUUCGAAGGGAUACAAGAACUCUUACACUAAGAUGGCAAUGCAGACAGGAGAGAAAAGCUCUAGACUUGAUCCCGAUUCAUAUGAUGGCAGAAUGAGUGGAAAUGAAUGGAGACAGAGUGACAAUAGCUUGUUUCGGUCAGUACUAAGUUUAAGCUCAUUGACCGAGGUCCAGGGAUAUAUAUAUUUCAUUGCAAAGGAUCAGUACGGCUGUCGGUUCUUACAAAGGAUGCUUGAUGAGGGGACCAGCCAAGAUUUGCAAUUAAUAUUUGACAAAAUAAUCAACCAUGUUUUCGAACUUAUGACGAACCCGUUUGGCAAUUACCUAAUGCAAAAGUUGUUGGAUAUGUGCAAUGAACAACAAAGAAUGCAAUUUGUAAUCAUGGUGACAAAAGAACCAGGACAGCUUGUCAGAGUUUCCUUAGACACACAUGGGACUCGCGUGGUACAGAAGUUGAUUGAGACUGUGAAAACUGGGAAACAGAUUGUUUUAGUUAAAUCGUCCCUUGAAUGCGGUUUUCUUGAUCUUAUUAAGGAUCCAAAUGGUAAUCAUGUGGUACAACGUUGCCUGGACUGCUUUAGCAAUGAAGACAAUAAGUUUAUUUUUGAUGCUGCUGCAAGAUUUUGUGUCGAGAUUGCAACUCAACGACAUGGAUGCUGUGUUCUACAAAAAUGCAUUGCACACGCCAUUGGUAGACAUCGAGAUAAGCUGAUCAAUGAAAUUUCAAGAAAUGGGCUUCUCCUUUCACAAGAUCCUUAUGGGAAUUAUGUUGUUCAAUAUAUCAUAGAGCUGAAGAUCCCAUCUGCAGUGGCCAAACUGACUAAUCAGUUAAAAGGAAAUUUCGUACGCCUCUCCAUGCAGAAGUGCAGUAGUCAUGUUGUUGAAAAAUGCCUCAAGUAUUUUGAAGAGAGCCGGCCAAAAAUCAUCCAUGAAUUGCUCUCAGUUCCACGUUUUGAUCAGUUGUUGCAAGACCCUUAUGCCAACUAUGUCAUUCAAUCUGCUCUUGGAGUUACCAAGGGCCCUCUUCAUGCUGCUCUGGUCGAAGCAGUUAGGCCUCAUACAAUCUUACGCACCAGUCCGUACUGCAAGAGGAUUUUCUCGAAGGACCUGAAGAAGAAGUGAUGUGUUUUAGCCUAUAUCGGCAAGUUUUUGUUGUUGUUUUCUAUGUUAAUUACUAAUAACUGCUCUCUUUUUGGAUCCUCUAGCUAAGAUACGGGAUGUUCGUCUAAAUCUCUUACCGAUCCCCAGAUGAGGAGUGCAAUUUUGGUUUUGGGAUGGCAUUAAGAAGUCUGAAAGAGUUAAAACAGAGUUUUGAUUCGAUAUGAUGCAGUUGCUUUUUGUAAUAUUUUGUUGUUCUUGUGUCUUUAUCAUAACUUUGAAGGUAUGAUAUUCCACUAUCGGAACUGUGGAUUUCUGAUU